Capsicum annuum is the source of this 957-nucleotide messenger RNA. RefSeq lists its product as uncharacterized. The coding region runs from base 1 to 957 and encodes 318 amino acids. Lineage: Eukaryota; Viridiplantae; Streptophyta; Magnoliopsida; Solanales; Solanaceae. The transcript has 3 exons. The record is from RefSeq and is a predicted model, not a curated record. Gene Ontology annotation, molecular function: nucleic acid binding; RNA-DNA hybrid ribonuclease activity.
AUGGGAGAAGACAUUGCAAAGAUAUACCCCGAAUGGAAAUUGUUCUUUAAUGGAGCGGUCAACUUCAAAGAAUCGAGAAUCAGAGCAGUUUUGAUGUCAAAAAUAGGCCAGCACUAUCCAACAGCUGCUAAGUUGAGCUUCCUGUGUACCAAUAACAUGGAUGAAUAUGAGGCUUGCAUCCUUGGUCUCAAGUUGACACUUGAUAUGGGUAUUCAUGAUUUGUUAGUCAUCGGCAACUCAGAUUUGCUGAUUCACCAGAUCAAAGAUGCUUCAUAUAGAGCUAUCACCAAGAAGGUGGUCGCAUAUUUUGUCAAGAAUAACUUGAUUUGCCGAUUUGGAUUGCCAGAAUCGAUCAUUACUGAUAAUGGGGCUAACUUGAACAAUCGCUUGAUAAAUGGAGUCGUGGAAGCCACCAAUAAGAACAUUAAGAAGAUCUUGAGGAAGAUCGUCGAAAAGGAUAGAUCAUGGCAUGAGAUAUUGCCUUAUGCUAUGCUAGGGUAUCGCAUAACAGUUCGAACCUCAACUGGGGCAACCCCUUAUCUACUUGUUUAUGGGAAUGAAGUUGUGAUACCCGUCGAGGUUGAAAUACCCUCCUUAAGGAUUAUUCAGGAAGCCAAAUUAAGUAACAAAGAGUGGGUUCGCGCUCGCUAUGAACAACUCAUGCUGAUUGAUGAGAAAAGAAUGGUUAUCGUGUGUUAUAGUCAGUUGUAUCAAUACAGGAUGAUCCGUGCCUUCAAAAAGAAAGUAAGAGCUCGAAUAUUUAAAGUUGGGCAAUUGGUCCUCAAACGCAUAUUUCCUCACCAAGAAGUGUACAAAGGCAAGUUUUCUCCAAAUUGGCAAAGACCAUACAUAAUUCGCAAGGUAUUAUCUGGAGGAGCCCUGAUUAUAUCUGAGAUGGAUGGUCAAGAGUGGACCAAACCAAUCAAUUCCGAUGUGGUAAAGAGAUACUAUAUUUGA